AUGAUGACAAGGCAUAGGACGAUAAAUGCUGGUAGCUCUCGGGUGAUCAUAAUGUUUCUCGUGAUCAUGUUUAUUAUUUAUAAUUUUCAAUUUGAGAGGGUACUUGGAGGAGAGGGAUUGAAAGAAUUUUGUAACAAUUUAAAUCCGUCCUAUUUAAAUUGUACAAUGCCAACGAAUUGUACUCUUGGCAAUGUAUAUACUACCAAUUGCACGGUCAUUAGUACGAUGCAAACGACAUGUGUUGGAGACACUUCAUUUCAAAAACAAUAUUUCUGUAAAUAUUGUUGGCAAUUAGUGGAGAAUGUACAUUAUACUUGUAAUUAUUUUCCUCCAAAGAGAGGAUGUCAGUCUGGUCAAGAUACUUAUGUGACAGAAUGCAAGGCUAAAUGGAAUGUUUAUUGUCUAGGAAAUAGAACAUUUCAAAAGAUUGUAAAAUGUAAUUACACUACAGGAAAGACUUGGGCAAGUGCAUUUGUGUAUUCCUUGUUAAAGGUGAUAGAAUCACUUUCUCUCAAAGAAUUGAAAAGUAUCUACAGCAAACUCAAGAAGGCUUUCCCAGCAGGGAAGAAGAAUGAUGUUGUUAAUGAUUUAAUAUCUUGCUACCCCUCUGACCAGUCCAACGAAAUUACAAGUAAGAAAGAAUUACUCAGAAGAAUCAAGGAUUUGAGAGUAGUUCCGGAACGGACAGAAGAGGAAGAGGUAGAAGAGGAAGUAGAGGAAGAAGAGGUCUCAAGUGAAGUGCUGUCAAAAAGGAUUAGAGAAUUAGAAGAAGAGUUAGACUUUAUGCGUGAUGAGGUUAAGAAAGCAAAGUCAUCGGCCGAACGAGACAUCAACCAAAUCAUGGUUGAUUUGACUCAACAAGGCGCGUUUUCACAAAGGGAUGUCUGUGAUGACCAGCUACCAGCGGCCCUAGCUAAUGGUCAACGAAAUAGGGUUCUCGAGCUACUCAAGAGUGGGAAGAGUAUUGAUUUGAAUCUAUUUCAAAUAGAUUGUAUGGCCGAAUCUCUUGCCAACGAACGGGUGUCUACUGUUUUUGACCGUAACUCAGUCAGGAAGGAAGAAGUGGAGGAGUUUAGUUCUCUUGGAGCUAUUUACAAGAUUCUGUUGAAGAAACAGCUCAAGAAUAAGGAUGAAGAUGAAGAGUUGCAACGGGCUAUUGACUCAGUCGAGAAUCGUGCAUUUGUUCUCCUUGCGAGACAGAAGCACCAGCAAGCGGCAGAGAUAAUUAGUUCCUCUACACUCAACCCGUUGUUGAGAGAAAAAGCGGACCUGUUCUCUUGGGCGCUGAAAGCAGUGGGUAAGAGCGACAAAGAUGCAAAGGUGUUGAAACAACAAUUGAAAAUCCCUACUCCAGAGAAAGAUGUUAGCAAUAUAGUAUGUCUAUAUUUUCUCUCUACGAAAUCCUUCAGUUUUUUCCAAGAUACUCACAUGGAAGAAAUUGCCUUCAGGAAGAAGGCUAUUCAUUCGAUUUCCAACAAGUGGAGACAAUGGGAAAUGAUGGGUGCCAAAAAAGAGAUUGUGGGUCUUUUGAAAGAUGGGGUUCCAAUUAUGGUCAGCAAGUAUUUCAUCCCUUACUAUGGAAGAGUAGAUAUAUCCCUUUGGUCGAAGGAAGAAAGAGAAUUUCUAACGGAAGAGAUAUGUAUGAUGUUAUCUAUUGGUGCAUUGGAAUUCUUCCAAGGAACUCCGAAGGUGGUGGCCAAGUAUCGAUUGGUACCGAAGAAAGGAAAGAAGAAAUUCAGAUUAAUUGUGGAUCUUCGUCCCCUAAACAAGUAUUGUUUGGAGAUCCCAAAGUUCAAGUACAAAACUCUGAGCAAGUGUUUGGAUCACAUUCGCAGUGGUGGGAAAAAGUUUUGUGCUACGUUCGAUUUAUUAUCAGGAUAUCACCAAGUGAAGGUGCGAGAAGAAGAUCGAGACAAGAUUGUGAUCGAAUUUAUGGGUCAUCUUCUUUGCUUCACAGUUUUGACAUUUGGAUGGAAUGGAAGCCCAUUCUUUUUCACUCAGAUAGUAGACGAAGGUGUUCGAUUGUUAACAAUAGAAGGCUAUACAUUGUCCAAUUAUUUGGACGAUUUUAUGGCUGUGUUAUGUAUCUCUUACUUAGAUUCCUACAACAAGCUUGUUCGAUUAAGCUUAAGGCUGGAUUUUUAUGGAUUUGUAAGAGAACCUUCAAAAGGUUGUUUCAAACCUUCCUUAGUCUUUUUAUUAUUAGGAGCAUUGGUAGAUCUGAAUUGCAUGACUCUCUCUAUUCCCGAAGAGGGUGUGGAGAAAAUAGUUGCUCGAUGCAAAAACCUCCUAUCAAAAAUGCACAGAGAGGAGGCCUUUUCCGCCCGAGACCUUGCCAAGUUGGCUGGCUCUGUUAUGUCAUAUGUACACUGUUUUCAACCAGCCUUAAUUGCUCUCAAUCCCAUUUAUUCAAGAAUUUUCAAGAUGGUAGAGGAUGGAUGGGAUACGCUACACCGUGUGAAAGACCACCAGUUAUCGAACGCAUUACAAUGGAUUCUUUGCAACAUUCACCAUUGGAACGGUCGAUUAUUUUUGUUUCCGUCAUUGAUCCACGAACUUUUUUCGGACGCCUCUUUAUCCGGCUUUGGUGCUACAAUGCCAUUAUUGAAUUUUACCUUACACGGCUCUUGGUCUACUUAUGGCAUGGAUCAUAUGCAUAUCAAUGUUUUGGAAGCAAAAGCCAUUUUUAUUGCCAUGGAAAAAGUCGCUCCCCUUAUUCAGGGAAAGUGUUUGAGAAUUUUUUCAGACUCUCAAGUGAUAGUGUUUUCUUUGCGAAAAGGUCGUUCCAAAAAUUCCUUAAUUCAAAGGAUUGUGGAAGGUAUUUGGAGAAUAGUAUUCCAAUACGACAUUCAAUUAGUUGCUGUGGAAUGGUUACCGUCGUCCCAAAAUUCGAUCGCCGAUCAAUUGAGCAGGUUGAAAACCACAGAAGAGAUGGAUUUCGGAGAUUGGGAAGUAACCCCAGAGGCAUUCGAAAGAGUUCAACAUCAAUUGCAGGUGAAAGUUCAGUUCGACCGUUUCGCCAGCAAUUACAACUUCAAGCAUUAUCCAGAAGGUGCUAGAGCAUUGCAAACUUUACCAAUCUCAAAUGAUACUCGUUCACCCAGUAUGGAAGGCAAAACCCUGGUGGCCACUACUGCUGGAAGGCAAGGUUCGGUCAGUACCAAUGUCUGGAAUAGAUUUCAGACCCUCUCGGUCAGGGAAAUGCGAACCGCAAAAGAAAAGCUCUUGGCUAUUAGAGGCGACCCUAAUCGACUUUCGGAUGACCAACUAACAUCAGUUGGUGGACUAAUUGAAAAGGCCGGUGCGGGUCGUGAGUCCACAAACACUACGUAUGACAGUUAUUGGAAUCGAUUUGUUAGAUGGUGCGAUGAGAGAAAUAUUGCAAUACCACCCACAGAGAUGGAUGUUUACAAUUUUCUGGUGUGUCUUUUUCUUAAAUGUAGGUCCGGAAAAAAUUGUAAACUGGCAAUGUUUGCUAUUAAGAAGCGAUGUAAUCAGUUCAAAUGGAUUGACGUGGUGGGUGAACAUAUUUCAUCUCUAGUUGAUUGCAUGAUCAACAUGGCACCAGUUUCAUACGAGAUUGAACGAAACGAGUGGCGUAUUAUGUACAUUGAUAUGUGGAUUCUCGAAGGGUGUAACUUUGUCGACAGGAGAACUUAUGUUUUUUAUACGACCCUUAUGAUCAUCGGCAUCAGGUCCAUGCUACGAGGAUCUGAGUUGGGUAGUAUUUUAACCUCCAACGUGGUAGAAAUUAACAAGAACAACAUUAACGGAAUCAGAAUUGUUGUGGAAAAAGUGAAGAAUGAUUUUAAACGAAGCAAGAAAGGAAGAGUCAUCGAAAUUGAGGCAACGAACUCCAGGAGAUGUCCUGUCGUCUGGCUUAGGUUAUGGAAAGUGUGUAACCCUCAAAAGUAUUUGUUUGGUGAUGACCUUCCCUUAUCCACGGCUAAAAUUUCGGACAUUCUUAGAUUUGUAGCAACCAGCCUUAAGAUUUCGGGUUCUUUUUCUAGUCAUUCCUUAAGAAUUGGAGGAGCGUCAGAGGCAGCAUUUGCUGGUUUCUCUCACACAGCAAUCCAAGCUCUAGGUGAUUGGUCCUCCAAUGCGAUAGAUGCCUAUUUCAGAGCUGGAUUCGCAUCUGACAAGAAUGUAUCUCGCCAGAUGGGUUUUUAG
This is a messenger RNA of Naegleria lovaniensis, 4170 nucleotides long. RefSeq lists its product as uncharacterized. The coding region runs from base 1 to 4170 and encodes 1389 amino acids. The record is from RefSeq and is a predicted model, not a curated record. Gene Ontology annotation, biological process: DNA recombination; DNA integration. The transcript is spliced from 5 exons. NCBI's taxonomy places the organism in Eukaryota, Heterolobosea, Eutetramitea, Acrasida, Naegleriidae. Gene Ontology annotation, molecular function: DNA binding; RNA-DNA hybrid ribonuclease activity.